Molecule: messenger RNA, 1936 nt
Organism: Chenopodium quinoa (quinoa)
Lineage: Eukaryota; Viridiplantae; Streptophyta; Magnoliopsida; Caryophyllales; Amaranthaceae
Product: probable ascorbate-specific transmembrane electron transporter 1
Exons: 4
Coding region: 151-804 (217 amino acids)
Molecular function (GO): oxidoreductase activity
Source: RefSeq, a predicted model, not a curated record
ACGAGAAGCAAACCUUAACCAAGUGAAUGUGAUAUGAUAUUUGCUGCCACCACAAAUUAACUUAAAGAAAUUUCCAACGUUUAUCCUUUUAAUAUCAGCUCCUUGUUGAUAUCUUUCUUUGCAUCUCCAUUGCAAGCUAAGUAGUUUCUUAUGGCUAUCACACGAGCUUCGUCGCGUCUAGCUACGAUGUUUGCCCACUUAUUGGCUGUGGCCAUGACUACCUUGGUACUUGUUUGGCUUUUACACUUCAGGGAAGGCCUUGCUUUUAGGUCUCACAUCAAACCGCAAAUUUUCAAUAUACACCCGCUUCUAAUGAUCAUUGGGGUCAUUGAGAUAGGAGGAGAAGCUAUCAUGGCAUACAAGACAAUCCCAGGAGCAAAAAGGACACAAAAGAAAGUGCAUUUGAUGCUGCAUCUAGUAGCUCUUAUCACUGGUAUAGUGGGAAUAUAUGCAGUUUUCAAGUUUCAUAAAGAGCUAUCAAUACCGCACCUCUAUACGUUUCAUUCAUGGCUCGGUAUAAGCACCAUAUGCCUGUAUGGUUUACAGUGGAUACUCUCUUUCAUCACAUUUGCAUUUCCGCAUUCUAAAUCAACAGCCAGAGCAGCAGUAGCACCAUGGCAUGUAUUUGGAGGCAUAGUCAUAUUUCUUCUAGCAAUAUGUACUGCUGUUAUGGGUUUGGUGGAAAAGUUCACCUUCUUGAAGCUUCAGCGAACCCAAGAAGCGCUCGUUGUGAACUUCACAGGAUUGAUGAUCAUAUUAUUCUCAAUUAUGGUUGGACUUGUGGUCACCUUUCCACGUCUGUAAUAUCUAAAUGUAGUGUACACAGCGCAAACAAAAAUAUUUUGAAUCAGCAUUCAAAAACUAAAUUAAGGUAGUACAAAUGUACAAUCAGUGGUCAUCAUUGGAACACAGGUAAGUCAGAAUUUAAAUGAGAAAUGAAAUUUCAAAAAAUUAUUGUAUAAUUGUAAACUGCCAUAGUGUCAUCCCAUAUUGAAGACAAAUCUAAUGUAUGAGUAGGAAAGUGAUAAAAUGUCUCCUUAUACAUGAAUACAUAUUGAUAAACACACUAGCACACAAACACAAUAUGGAAAAACCUAUGCUUAGUAAUGGGAUGGCACUUAAGAAUAUACAACUACCUUGCUGGCAUUUUACUUUACCAAGAUCAAUCUAUUGUCAGAGAAUGAUCUGAAGCAUUCACAUAGAGCAAUACGAAGUAUAAGUAUAUAGAAAGAGGUUUGAGAAUGGCAUAAAAUAAAAAGUUUGAAAGAAUAAAACACUAAUACAUCUCAAGCAGAGGAAAAAUAAGUUUAUCAAGACAAAUGCUAAUGGAAAACAUUCAAUAUAAUGAACGAUAUCAACACUGUUGUCACAAUCUGCUAGAGAUCCUUCUAGGCCUCCUGUGGUAUUCACUUACGCAAGGAAGAAGCAUGGCAAGGGCAGUAACAACAAUUGAUUUUGUAAGGGCAGAAGAGUCGGUUACUUUUAUAAUUCUGUUAAGAAAAGUUUGUUAUAGAGAGAGAAGAAUCUUUAGCUUGGAUUUAGCUGGCUAAGCUUAUUUAAGGGAGGGAUUUUCUGUUGUAAUAAUUAUGCUAAGAAUUUUGUUAAGCUUUGCUUAGUGGGAGAGUCCUUUCCUCUCGAAAGAAAGGUGUAUUGACUGUAAUCUGUUGAUCAGCAAUACAAUUUAUCCUCCUCCUUCCUUCUGAUUACUUGUUGUGUGUGGGUAGCUUGCAGGUCAGGCUAAUUCCUAGCACAAUCAAAGUCCAUUAUACCAAAGAAAGAGCUUAAUAUGAGCCAGCAGCUGACUGAGGUGAAAUGUGACACCCCACUCAAAGUGCCCAUGCAUCCUAGGAACACAAUUAAAGUCCAUUAUACCAAAGAGAGAGCUUAAUAUGAGCCAGCAGCAGACUAAGGUCAAAAAAAAAAAAAAAAAAAAAAA